Pseudomassariella vexata is the source of this 1608-nucleotide messenger RNA. Its product is annotated as general substrate transporter. Gene Ontology annotation, cellular component: plasma membrane. The record is from RefSeq and is a predicted model, not a curated record. Gene Ontology annotation, molecular function: carbohydrate:proton symporter activity. The coding region runs from base 1 to 1608 and encodes 535 amino acids. The transcript is spliced from 3 exons. Gene Ontology annotation, biological process: carbohydrate transport; transmembrane transport. Lineage: Eukaryota; Fungi; Ascomycota; Sordariomycetes; Amphisphaeriales; Pseudomassariaceae.
AUGCCUUUCCUCAAGAAAAAUACAGAUCAGGUCGAGACUCCCCACGGCGGCGUGGGCGAGGCCUCGACAGGAGUAGAAACCAAGCCAGAGGGCUCGGGUUCUGCUUCAGGGCAGAAGAUCACCUUCCUUGCCUGCUUCCUGGGCGUGGUGGCCAGUAUCGGAGGCUUCAUGUUUGGCUAUGUCAGUGGUCAAAUCUCCGGUUACUUCCAAAUGUCCGACUUCGCCUCCCGGUUCGGCGAGAACCUCGAGUUCAGCGCCGCUCGCCAGGGUACCAUCGUCGGAUUAUUGCCCGUUGGUGCCUUGUUCGGCGCCUUGAUCGCCGGAAACAUCGCCGAUUCUCUCGGUCGCCGCCUUGCCAUCUCCGUCUCAGCCUUGUGGGCUUGCGUCGGCAACAUCAUCGAAAUCACCUCCACGACUGCUUGGUACCAGUUCGCCAUCGGCCGCCUCGUCACUGGCAUAUCCAUCGGCGCCCUCAGUGUCUUGGUCCCCAUGUACCAGUCAGAGAGCAGUCCUGCUUUGAUCCGUGGUAUCUUGGUCUCUACUUACCAGCUCUUCAUCACCUUCGGUAUCUGGACCAGUUACAUGGUCGAUUUCGGUACUUCCAAGAUGACAUCGACCGCUUCUUGGCGUAUCCCCAACGGCCUUGGAUUCCUCUGGGCCUUGGUCCUCGGUGCUGGCAUUCUCUUACUGCCCGAGUCCCCCCGAUUUGCCUACCGCAAGGGCCGCGAGGAUGAGGCCCGCGCAACCAUUGCUAGACUCGCAGGCGUCGACCCCAACCACCGCAGCGUCAACGACCAAAUCAUCGAGAUCCGCGUCAAGCUUGAUGAGGAAAUGGCUGGUGCCGACACCUCCAUCGUCCAGAUUUUCACUGGCCCUCGCAUGCUCUACCGAACGCUGCUCGGCAUGGUCCUCCAAGCUGGUCAGCAACUCACCGGUGCCAACUACUUCUUCUACUACGGAACCACCGUCUUCGCCGCUACCGGUCUCAGCAACAGUUACGUUACCCAGAUCAUUCUCGGAUCUGUCAAUGUCAUCUCUACUUUCGGUGGUCUCUACGUCGUCCAGAAGGUUGGCCGUCGCAAGGCCCUCAUCGUUGGUGCCGCUUGGAUGAUGAUGUGCUUCUUUGUCUACGCAUUUGUUGGCAGCUUCGCUCUUGACCAGGAGAACCCCGCCAACACCCCCAAGGCUGGCUCUGUCCUCAUUGUCUUCUCUUGCCUCGCCAUUGCCGCAUUCGCCAGCACAUGGGGACCCCUUGUCUGGGCUGUCGUCGCCGAGCUCUACCCCGCUCGCUACAGAGCUCCUUGCAUGGCUCUUGCUACUGCUACCAACUGGUUCUGGAACUUCUUGAUCUCUUUCUUCACCCGAUUCAUCACCGACGCUAUUAACUACUGGUACGGCAUGGUCUUCGCCGGAUGCUGCGCUGCCCUCGUUGCCAUCGUCUUCUUCUUCAUGAUUGAGACGAAGGACCGCAGUCUGGAGGAGAUUGACACCAUGUACCUGCUCCACGUCAACCCCAUCAAGUCCGGAAGCUGGGACGGGAGCAAGGUUCCCCACGGUACUAUGGAGAACAGCAGCCACGAGGAGGUCAUGCAACAACCCACGGUCUAG